AUGGCUCCUUUGGUCAACGGAUACGGCUUAACCGAGUCAAUGGCCAUGGGCGGCUUGAUGGAUCCUGGGCAAUGGCGACCAGGAUCUAUGAGCAUCCCGGCCAGCAUAGAAAUGAAGCUAGUCGACUACUCCGAGGCAGGCUACCUCACCAGUAACGACCCAUCACAAGGAGAGAUAUGGAUACGGGGCGAUAGUGUUAUGGAAGGGUACUAUGACGACGAGGACGAGUCCAAGAGUGCCGUCGCGCCUGGCGGUUGGCUCCGCACCGGCGACAUUGGGCAGUGGGAACUUACAUGCAGCGGCGAUGACUUUCAUUUCAGAAUCAUUGACCGGAAGAAGAACAUUGUCAAAACGCUCAACGGAGAGUAUAUCGCGCUUGAAAAGGACUCCCUUCUGCAGUUGAAACAGAUUGCUGAGGAGGCUGGGCUUGCCUCGAUUGAGGUGGUCGAGGCGGUUGUGCUUGUUGACGAUGCAGAGUGGACUCCUCAAAAUGUUAGUGCCAUCAUUCAGAAUUGA
Molecule: messenger RNA, 516 nt
Organism: Colletotrichum fioriniae
Lineage: Eukaryota; Fungi; Ascomycota; Sordariomycetes; Glomerellales; Glomerellaceae
Product: long-chain fatty acid-CoA ligase
Biological process (GO): long-chain fatty acid metabolic process; long-chain fatty-acyl-CoA metabolic process
Cellular component (GO): endoplasmic reticulum; lipid droplet; plasma membrane
Molecular function (GO): long-chain fatty acid-CoA ligase activity
Source: RefSeq, a predicted model, not a curated record